Messenger RNA from Pectinophora gossypiella (pink bollworm), 2064 nucleotides. RefSeq lists its product as uncharacterized. The transcript is spliced from 8 exons. The record is from RefSeq and is a predicted model, not a curated record. The coding region runs from base 302 to 1549 and encodes 415 amino acids. NCBI's taxonomy places the organism in Eukaryota, Metazoa, Arthropoda, Insecta, Lepidoptera, Gelechiidae.
CCCACUGAAAACUUCGUAACUUCAAACAUACCUACAUCCUUAGUUAUCUUUUAAAACAAAUCCCGACCCGAAAAUUGUGUAACUGAACUUUGUGCGUUUACUUUCUAAAGUUUGAAGUGUAGUUGCAAUUCUUUUGAGUCAUCAUCUAAUCCGCAGCAAUGAAAAGUAUACGUUUACGGUAAUUCCUAGCAAUCAUUACGCGUGUGAAAACACGAGUCAGUCGCCAGGUGGCCACCGCUUCCCAGGAGUCAGCCCAAUUUAACGUCGCGAGUAAACCAACUACGAUGACCUAUCACACAGUAUGGAGGUGAAGAAAGAAAAGCCAGGCAGCCUAUCACCCGUGAGGCCAGUAUUCAAGAGAGACAGUGGCGACGAGGGCAAGGGGUCCAGGUCCAGCAGCAAGUCUGAAAAGGAGAUCAAACUACCACCAGAGAAGUCACCCAGUGACGACGGUACGCUGAGGAAGGAGCGAAGACUGUCUAAGACUUCAGCGUCAGAUAGCUCGAAGGACACUUUUGAAAGACAAGACUCGAAAUCGACGUCGCUGUCGAGUCCAAAGGUAUCGCGCAAGUACUUCACGAACUGGCGGCAGGCAUGUGACAAGACGAAGGACAAGACCAAGGAGCUGCUGAAGCGGUGGAGGACGCUCCCGGAGGCCGAGGCGGCCGACGACCAGAUGCAGGCCCCCGGGAACAGUGAGGAUGAAAAGCACCACGGGUGGAGCGUGCAUGUCUGGACGACGUGGGUGAACCGCUGCAGUGAGGACCUGGAGUGUCUCGACCUGGAGGACGAUCAGCCGUUGGCGACCUUGUCCUCUGUGCAGACCGACAAGUUCACGCUGUUCUUCACCGAGCUGCUAGACCACGACCGCGAUGACGUCAUCUGCGACCAGGACUUCGACAACUUUUUUGAGAAACUUGCACAUUUUGCGGACUGGGCCACCAACACGUCGGAGUUCCAUAUCUUGCUGGAGGUGAAACGGGAGUUCAUCGAACACUUCAUCAAGCCACUGCCAUCAAAAUGGGGUGAACUUCCAUACUACAAGCGCAUCUGCGGACCUGAAGCUGACGGCGGGUUCGAAGGUCGGACCACGCUGGAGAGUUGGCUGGCUCGCUGGGCGCUCCACCUCAGCCAGAUGAAGCGGUUCACUGACCUGCCACUGUACCUGCAGUACCUCUGCAAGAUCCUGUUCCAUGUCGUCGAUAGAAAUAGUACAGGCGAGAUCACGAAGCCAGCUCUGGCUGCGUUCUACCGCUCGGUGAUAGGGCUGACUGCUGCCAGGGUAGAAGAGAUCAUCGACACUGCUUACGAUCGCAUGACUAGCAACGGCUACUUGAUCCUGGAUUAUGGCACUUACGUCCACUGCUUCACAAACUGGUUAAUGGGCAAGAACCCCAACGGUCCGGGCCAGUGGGUGCUGGUCCCGCCUAAGGACUCCCUCCCGCAGCCACCAUUCCCGGUCGACUACAGUGCCCUCAACACAGAACCAGCCAAACUGGAGCCCUACAUCCCUGACAAGAAGACUAACAGGCAUUCCGUCAUAGUGUGAUGCACAAAUAGCCAAUUGACAACAUUUCAAAUUUUUAAGCCGUGGUUUUUUUGUGCUAUUUCAAAAGUACUUGUUUAAAUAGAAGACACGUAUUUUUUCUUUUCAAGAUUUUUCCACUAGAAGUUACAAAAAAUAUUUUUUUAAAAUUGGAUUCUGCCAUUGAUAGAAUGAAGGCAGUAUACUGUAAUGUACCUUUGCAUGCGGUAUUUAAAACAAGUCGCAAACAAAGUGUCAUGUUAUGUAUGACAUUUACUUUUUUUAUAAUUUUUAUGUAAAGGUCUGAACUUAUUAUGCCUUCCUCUUCUGACCUCGUGGAUUUUUCAAUAUAUUUCUAUUAUUACUGAAUUAAAAAAUCUGAAAAAAUGUGUUUUGUGUAAAUCAUAGAAAUAUCUCGAAAUGGUUUUCGAUUUAAGGCACCUUAGUAAAAAUGAAAUGUUGUCAAUUAUCACUAACCUCUUGUUACCGUGUUGCUAACGUCUUUGGAAGUAUAAGCAUAGAAUAAGGAAUAAUACUAC